Messenger RNA from Carya illinoinensis, 1535 nucleotides. Its product is annotated as ERBB-3 BINDING PROTEIN 1. NCBI's taxonomy places the organism in Eukaryota, Viridiplantae, Streptophyta, Magnoliopsida, Fagales, Juglandaceae. Bases 190 to 1377 code for a protein of 395 amino acids. The transcript is spliced from 10 exons. The record is from RefSeq and is a predicted model, not a curated record.
GUGAAGGGUUUGUAACCCUAGCUUCUUGGUGAGCCACCUUUUAUUCGGUGCUACCUUUUGACGUCCUCUGCUUAACUCCAGUGCCCAAACCAGCUUCCCUUCCAUCCCCAUCAUCUUCUCCGAGCUGAAUCCAGCUCUUUCGUUCGUCUAUCUGUGUUUCAAUUUGUUAAUUCUCAAAUCUUCAUAACGAUGUCCGACGAUGAAAGGGAGGAGAAGGAGUUGGAUCUCUCUUCUCCUGAAGUCGUCACCAAAUACAAGAGCGCCGCCGAGAUAAUUAACAAGGCUUUGCAGUUAGUAGUAUCCGAAUGCAAACCAAAGGCUAAGAUUGUAGACAUUUGUGAGAAGGGUGAUUCGUACAUCCGAGAGCAAACUGGAAGCAUGUACAAAAAUGUUAAGAAGAAAAUCGAGAGGGGUGUUGCUUUUCCAACUUGCAUUUCUGUCAACAACACUGUCUCUCAUUUUUCUCCGCUUGCCAGCGAUGAGACACUGCUGGAAGAAGGUGAUGUGUUAAAAAUCGAUAUGGGUUGCCACAUUGAUGGGUUUAUUGCUGUAGUGGCGCAUACUCAUGUUCUUCAGGAAGGCCCAGUUACUGGAAGGGCAGCUGAUGUUAUUGCCGCAGCCAAUACCGCUGCAGAGGUUGCUUUGAGGCUUGUGAGGCCGGGAAGAAACAACAAAGAUGUCACUGAUGCAAUUCAGAAGGUGGCUGCUGCAUUUGACUGCAAAAUUGUUGAAGGUGUUCUCAGCCACCAGAUGAAGCAGUUUGUGAUAGAUGGUAAUAAGGUUGUACUGAGUGUAUCUGGUCCAGAAACAAGAGUCGAUGAUGUAGAAUUCGAGGAGAAUGAAGUUUAUGCUGUUGAUAUUGUAACAAGCUCAGGUGAAGGCAAGCCUAAGCUGUUGGAUGAGAAGCAGACUACUAUUUAUAAGAGAGCUGUUGACAGGAACUACCAUUUGAAAAUGAAAGCAUCGAGGUUUAUUUUCAGUGAAAUAAGUCAGAAAUUUCCCAUCAUGCCAUUCACUGCUAGGGCUCUGGAGGAGAAGAGGGCUCGGCUGGGUUUGGUGGAAUGUGUUAAUCAUGACCUCUUACAGCCAUAUCCUGUGCUUCAUGAGAAGCCUGAUGAUUUUGUUGCACACAUCAAAUUCACAGUUUUACUAAUGCCAAAUGGGUCAGAUCGGAUUACAUCUCAUUCUCUGCAAGAACUGCAACCCACAAAGGCAAUAGAUGAUCCUGAAAUCAAGGCGUGGUUAGCCUUGGGCACAAAGACAAAGAAGAAAGGUGGUGGAAAGAAGAAGAAAGGUAAAAAGGGAGACAAAACAGAGGAGUCAACAGAAACGGAGCCUAUGGAUUCUACAACAAAUGGUGCCGCUUCCCAAGAAUGAGUUUCCCCACCCUCUCCCCCUCCCAUUUCUCAACCCGCGCCCAGUCAAUUUUGGUACUUAUUGUCCAGUCCAUUGUAUCAGGUUGGAUGAGUUGGUUUAUGAUAGUGUUUAGACUGUAAUCCUGAUUGUGUUUUCCUGCAUAUACGCCUUUUUGUGUC